Aspergillus tanneri is the source of this 3177-nucleotide messenger RNA. RefSeq lists its product as uncharacterized. Gene Ontology annotation, cellular component: intracellular membrane-bounded organelle; membrane. Gene Ontology annotation, molecular function: P-type calcium transporter activity; ATP hydrolysis activity; ATP binding. The transcript has 4 exons. The coding region runs from base 1 to 3177 and encodes 1058 amino acids. Lineage: Eukaryota; Fungi; Ascomycota; Eurotiomycetes; Eurotiales; Aspergillaceae. Gene Ontology annotation, biological process: calcium ion transmembrane transport; intracellular calcium ion homeostasis. The record is from RefSeq and is a predicted model, not a curated record.
AUGGAGAAAAAUGGCAGCUUCAUAUCAGACGCUGCCCCGCGCUACCUCAGUCCGGGGAUCAAAAUGAAUGUCGAGCCGAAGGAACCCGAAGAACUGGUGUCUCAAGAUGUACUCACGACUCGUGAAUUCGCAUUUUCUCCCGACCGGUUAAGCAAUCUAAUCAGUUCGAGGAGUCUCACGGACUUUUUUAACUGCCAGGGAAUUAUUGGGCUCGCAAAAGGGCUGCAUACCGAUGCGAGAGGCGGAUUGAGCAUGGACGAGACAGUUCCCAAGAGUCUAGAUGCCAGAGAAUGGGGUAUCGCGCUGCAGACAGAUCGACAAAACGAUGCGUUUGCGAUGAGAAAGCAAGUCUUUGGGGAUAACCACUUGCCACUGAGAAAACCGCCGACCAUUCUGCAAUUGUUAUGGAUGGCAUAUAACGACCAUGUCCUAUUCCUCCUUACGGGCGCUGCCAUUAUAUCUCUGGCGUUGGGAUUGUAUCAGACUUUUGCAACUCGGCACGGCCCCGGAAACCCGCCCGUCGAAUGGGUGGAGGGCGUGGCAAUCCUCGUGGCGGUUGUGAUUAUCGUGCUGGUCAGCACUACCAAUGACUACCAGAAACAGCGCAAGUUCCAGAAGUUGAACCGAAAGAAACAAGACCGCGAUGUGAAGGUGAUCCGCUCUGCACGAUCUCAGGAGGUCCCCAUCUACGACUUGAUGGUCGGUGAUGUCGUCCUUAUCGAUCCUGGCGAUGUGAUUCCAGCGGAUGGAAUCCUCAUCCAGGGCCAUCGUGUACAAUGCGACGAGUCAUCCGCUACGGGAGAGACGGAGCCGCAGGCCAAGCAUCCAGGGAAUGAGGUGUUUAGCGCUUUUCAAGACGGGCGAGAUUGUCAGCAUAUGGAUCCAUUCCUUAUCUCUGGCACGAAAGUUACGGAAGGCGUGGGAAGCUUCCUUGUUCUGGCGACUGGCCUACGCUCGACUCAUGGAAAAAUAAUCCUCUCCCUGGAUGAAGAACCCGACUUCACCCCGUUGCAGUUGAGAUUGAACACCCUUGCCAAGUACAUUGCGCGAUUUGGUGUCAUCAUUUCGCUCCUGCUGUUUGUGAUUUUAUUCAUCAGAUUCCUAGUCGGGCUCCGCAGUAGCAGUCAAACUCCAGCAGAAAAGGGCCAAUCGUUUCUGAACAUCUUUAUCACGGCCCUAACAGUCCUGGUCAUUGCGGUUCCAGAGGGCCUCCCUCUCACAGUCACACUUGCUCUGGCUUUUGCAACGACGAGGAUGCUGAAAGACAACAACCUAGUUCGUCUGUUACGAGCAUGCGAGACGAUGGGCAAUGCCACAGACAUUUGUUCCGACAAGACUGGAACUUUAACCCAAAACAAAAUGAUCGUUGUCUCGGGUUGUUUCGGGGAUAAUUCUGAAUUCGAGAGACAGCUAGCAGCUCCAUAUGGGGCUACAACCAAUGGAGAUGACAAGACGUUGGCUACAGAGUAUAUCCAGAGUCUCCCCGACGAUACCAGAAUUAUUCUAAAGGAGUCAAUUGUAACAAACACAACAGCGGUCGAAAGCGAUUCCUCCGGUGAAGCUUCAUCGUUCCUUGGUUCGAACACCGAAGCAGCCCUUUUGCAAUUUUGUCGGAGCCACCUUGGGAUGGGACCUGUAGAUGUCGAACGCGCCAAUGUGAAGAUUGUAGAAUUGUUUCCAUUUGACGCCUCUCGCCAAUGUAUGCUCACUGUGGUUCAGCAAGAGGAUGGGCGAUAUCGGGUGUAUGUAAAAGGGGCACCGGAGGUACUCUUAAGAAAGUGUACAAGAGUUGUUGAGAGUCCAGCCGGGGGACUAGCCACCAUUCCCAUAACAGAGACUAUUACUCAGUCUCUCCAGCAAGCAAUCGCACGGUACGCCACGAAAUCAUUACGAACAAUCGGCCUCUGCUUCCGCGACUUGCAUAACUGGCCCCUUACUGAGGAUAUCAAAUUUGAGGAUUUCUUUGCAGAUCUAACUUUCCUGGCUGUCUUUGGUAUCCGGGAUCCACUCCGCAAUGGCGCUGAGGAUGCGGUAAGGGCUUGCCUCAAAGCUGGAGUAGCUGUUCGCAUGGUUACAGGAGACAAUGCUUUGACCGCAAGAGCAAUUGCCACAGAAUGCGGGAUACUCGUUGAUCCAGAUGAUGUAGUGAUGGAAGGCCACGAAUUCCGACAACUCAGCCAGUCCCAGCAAACCGACCUCAUCCCGCACCUCAAAGUCCUCGCAAGAUCUCUGCCCGACGAUAAAAGGACAUUGGUUGCGCGGCUGCAGGAGGCAGGAAGGGUAGUUGCUGUCACUGGCGAUGGAACCAAUGAUGCUCCAGCCCUGGCAACAGCGGACGUUGGCUUUUCCAUGGGAAUCUCCGGCACAGAAAUUGCGCGAGAGGCAUCAUCCAUUGUCCUAAUGGACGAUAACUUUUCAUCAAUUGUGAAAGCAGUUAUGUGGGGGAGGGCAGUGGGCGAUGCUGUUAAAAGGUUUCUACAGUUCCAAAUUACAAUUACCAUUACCUCUGUAGGCCUUGCAUUUGUUUCUGCCAUCGCUAGCUCCGAGGAACGAUCGGUCCUCACUGCAGUUCAGCUUAUGUGGGUGAACCUCUUUCAAGACACACUGGCGGCUUUGGCUCUCGCAACGGAUCCCCCGACAGAGCGUAUUUUGAACCGCAAGCCAGAGCCGAAAAACGCUCGUCUGAUUCCUGCGCCCCUAUGGAAGAUGAUAGUCGGUCAAUCGAUUUAUCAAUUGGCAGUUACUCUUGUCUUGCAUUUCGCCGGCUCGGCUAUCUUCUCCUACCAUACUGAACAUGAAAAGCAGCAACUACAGACAGCGGUCUUCAACACCUACGUGUGGCUCCAAAUUUUUAAUAUCUACAAUAACCGACAAUUGGAAAAGUCCAUAAAUAUCUUCGAGGGGGUGCUUCACAACUGGCUCUUUAUCGCCAUCAAUGUCCUCAUGAUCGGCAUACAAAUCCUCAUCAUGUUUGUCGGUGGCCGGGCAUUUUCAAUCGUAACUCUGAGUGGCGCACAAUGGGCAUAUUCCGUGGUUUUAGGGGCUUUGUGUAUCCCUCUUGGCUUUUUAAUACGUCUUGUUCCGGACAGACUUGUCGAGAGGAUACUCAGGGCCACAGGAACGUUAUGGGACCUUAUUCCUAGUCGGAAAAGACAAGAACCCCCUAGAAAUACCUAG